Molecule: messenger RNA, 9048 nt
Organism: Falco peregrinus (peregrine falcon)
Lineage: Eukaryota; Metazoa; Chordata; Aves; Falconiformes; Falconidae
Gene: ZNF384
Product: zinc finger protein 384
Exons: 12
Coding region: 320-2011 (563 amino acids)
Biological process (GO): regulation of transcription by RNA polymerase II
Cellular component (GO): nucleus
Molecular function (GO): RNA polymerase II cis-regulatory region sequence-specific DNA binding; DNA-binding transcription activator activity, RNA polymerase II-specific
Source: RefSeq, a predicted model, not a curated record
UUUUUUUUUUUUUUUUUUUUUUUUUCUUCCCCCGAGAGAAGCCGGCUCAUGACGCGGUUCCGCUCCGCGCCCCGGAAGAGCUGAGGCGCGCUCCUCCUCCUGACCCGGAAGCGACUCGCCGCUCCUCUUUCCGAGACGGCCCUGGAAGGAGGAGAAAUGCAAGAGGAGGGAGAGUGAGAGGGGAGGGUACGUUGACAUCUGUCUGAUACUAGACUGGUGAAUAGGAAGAAGGUCCCAUCUCUGGCCUGUUUGUGGAAGCUGGGAUGAUGAAGGCACUGCAGUGGGAACAUGCUGUGGUACAGGGUUGAAGCUCCAGCCCAUGUCUGGUAGUUAUAGAACAAUUGGAAGGGUUACGUGCAGAGUUCUGGUAAAGAUGGAAGAAUCUCAUUUCAACUCCUCCCCGUACUUCUGGCCGGCAGUGCCCACCGUCUCGGGACAGAUUGAGAACACCAUGUUUAUUAACAAGAUGAAGGAGCAGCUGUUGCCCACAGAGAAGGGCUGCAGCCUGGCUCCCCCCCACUACCCUGCCUUGCUGACAGUCCCCACCUCUGUGGCCCUACCCACUGGUAUCUCCAUGGACUCAGACACCAAGCCAGAGCAGCUGACGCCGCACAGCCAAGCCCCUGUGACUCAGAAUAUCACUGUGGUACCAGUGCAGUCUGCUGGGCUCAUGACAGCAGGUCCUGGUCUGGUGAUAACUUCCCCAUCAGGUUCCCUGGUGACCACAGCCGCCUCUGCCCAAACCUUUCCCAUCUCUGCUCCCAUGAUUGUCUCUGCGCUACCCCCUGGCUCCCAGGCAGCCCUCCAGGUGGUUCCUGACCUGUCCAAGAAAGGGACAACCACCCUUUCUGAAGGUGGUGGGGGUGGCGGGGGUGGGGGAGUUGCUCCCAAACCGCCCCGGGGCCGGAAGAAGAAACGAUUGCAGGAGUCGGGGCUGCCAGAGAUGAGUGACCCCUUUGUGUUGUCAAACGAGGAUGAUGAGGACCAGCACAAGGAUGGCAAGACAUACAGUUCCGUGAGCAGCGGAACUAAUGAAGCCUGGUUUCCAGCGGCUCUCUCCUGUGUGGAUUCUCUGAUGUCUAAUCAAGGGUGCCGGAUGUGUUCGCUGACCUUCUACUCCAAGUCGGAGAUGCAGAUCCACUCCAAGUCCCAUACGGAGACAAAGCCACACAAGUGUCCUCACUGCUCCAAGAGCUUCGCCAACAGCUCCUACCUGGCCCAGCACAUUCGCAUCCACUCAGGGGCCAAGCCCUACACGUGCAGCUACUGCCAGAAGGCCUUCCGCCAGCUCUCCCACCUGCAGCAGCAUACACGGAUCCACUCCAAGCUCCACACGGCGAUUGUCAAGCCGCACAAGUGUCCUCACUGCUCCAAGAGCUUCGCCAACACAUCCUACCUGGCCCAGCACCUCCGCAUCCACUCGGGGGCCAAGCCCUACACCUGCCGCUACUGCCAGAAGGCCUUCCGCCAGCUCUCCCACCUGCAGCAGCACACACGUAUCCACACCGGGGACCGACCCUACAAGUGCGCUCACCCUGGGUGUGAAAAGGCUUUCACCCAGCUCUCCAACUUGCAGUCCCACAGACGGCAGCACAACAAAGACAAACCUUUCAAGUGCCACAACUGCCACCGUGCGUACACGGAUGCUGCCUCGUUGGAGGUACACCUGGCUACACAUACAGUGAAACACGCCAAGGUCUACACCUGCUCCAUCUGCAGCCGGGCCUACACCUCGGAGACGUAUCUGAUGAAGCACAUGCGGAAACACAACAUCCCUGACCCACAGCAGCAGGUGGUUCAGGCGCAAGCCCAGGCCUCUCAGCAGCAGCAGCACUUCCAGCCACAGGGUGGAGGGGCGGCAGGGGGCCCUUCUGGAGACACUAACCAACCCAACCCUCCCCCCCAGUGCUCCUUUGACCUGACUCCUUACAAGACUUCAGAGCAUCACAAGGACAUCUGCCUCACUGUCAGCACCAGCGCCAUCCAAGUGGAGCACCUCUCCAGCUCCUAGAGAGACCUCAACCCAGGGAGCAGAAAGCCUCUUGUGCAUAGCCUGCGCCCAGGGGCACCGCUUGCGCAGCGGCUCUCCUCGUGCAACAGUCUCCGGCCUCUCCUCCUGCAACAGCCUCUUCUGGCCGUGUAACCCUGUUCAUGGCAGCCCCUUGAACAACAGCCUGUCUCAAGGGGGUGCUCCUUCUGUGCAACAGCCUGCCUGGUAGGAGGAUGCUUCCUUGUGCAAGAGCCCCUUUCCUGUGCUGGGAUCACUUCCUCAUGCAAGAGCCCCCCUUUCAAACCCAAAGAAAGGCCCCGGUUUUGCCUUCUCUCACUGUAGGAUGUGUAUGAAGGGGGGGGUGCAUGUCGAGCCACGCAUGGUGGAUGGGAUGGAGAGACGGUCCUUGUACGUACAGGGGCUCGGACACAUGUUUUCAGCAGGCCACAGAAGAAAGUGGCAGGGUUCACAGCUGGAUGGGAUUCUUUGAGGAUUUUCUUGAGUGUCUAAGGGAGAAAUAUCCAUUCCUGUCCCUCCUGCUUGUGAAAGGGAGGAGGGGUCGCUCGUCCUGCCCCAAGGACUGGAUGGGAGAAACCUUCUCCCCAGUGGAAGGUGAGACCAGUGAGGGGGGAGAGGUGAGGCAUGUUCUCUGGGCCGGACAGGUGCUUGCACUGCCCGAGGGCUGUGGAGUAUUGCACUCUUUCUCCUCCCCUGGUGGAGAGCAAUAGAGAGGAGUCUGUCUGAACUGGCUGCUGCCUCUCUCUCCCAGCUGUCUGAGCAGCACGAUGGCCAAGGCCCCGUAGGAAUGUGGGUUCCUGCUCAUUGCUCUUCCUGCCUGUUGUGGAUGAUGUCCUAGCAGCUUGUACUCCUCCUUCUCUCCCUCCUGCUUCCCCCCCCACCUCCUCAGAAAAGCCUGCAGGCAUCAACAACAAACCAAAAAGCAACUGGAGGGAGGGUAAGAGACUGCCAAAAUAAUCAUCACCUUUCUCUCUACUCCCUUUCCUGAAAGGCGGAACGACAGCAGUUCUGACUCUCACACACCUGUCCUGCCCCCAGUUUCCCAAAGGGAAGGAGGAGGAGGAAUAGACCAGUCUUUUCAAGGAGCCGGCAGGAGGCAGGGAAAGGCUAGCUUCUCCUGCUCACCUCCCAGCAGAGCGCUCUCCCAGGCUCCCUCUUGCCAAGACGGGCUGGACUCACAUGGCAGUGGUGGCCUCUUCUGGACCCUGGUCAUGGGAGAGAAUCCCCAAAAGGUGGACAGUGGAGAGAAGGGGAUGAAGAUCCCCACAGAGAGACCAAUCUAAUGAGAAGAGGGAGCCAACAAGAAUAAACUGAAGGCCCCUUGAAUUUAUAUAUAUAUAUAUAUAUAUAUAAAUAUCUAUUCCCCACCCCGGCCCGCUCUGUCCUUGCUGUAACUGUUUCUAUCUCUGUGUUUAUAAAACGCAUUAUCCUGGCGAAUUUUUAUUUUCAAUCUGUUUGUUUUUCCCUUUCUCUUCGUCUUCAAUUCUCCUUCCCUUUUUAUUUUAUUGGUCCACAUGACUACCAGUCUUGUGUGUCACUUGUUAGUUUCUUUGGAUCAUGGAGGCUGACUCGGAAGAGAAUGAGAAGGCAAGGGAAAAAGCAUGUGUUGUUGGGAUUUAAAAUCACUCACCCACCCAAAGCCUAUAGAAUCUCCCAGACUUCUGUAUGAACAACCAAUAGGGGCUGCUUUUUUUUUUUUUUUUUUUUUUAACCACCUUGUAUAGAAAUAAAUUGGUGUAAAAGGCUCCCUGAAGGUGCUGCUGCAAGCACCCUGCCCCUGUGAUGUGUGUUCCUUCCCCCUGCACCUGACCACGGCACGAGCAUCGUGCUGCUGUGGGUCCCGAGCAGCUGUGCGGGCGGACACGAGGGUAGCACAUCGAGGGUAGCACAUUGCUGCCCCGGGGCAGACUUACGGUCUGUGCAAGGGAAGCGAGGAGCUCUGCCCUCUGUGCUCUGCCCUUGCGGAGCCUGUGGCAGAAACUUUCUUUUCUUCUGCGUUUAGUCACCAGGGUUGGCUGCAAAUGGUUGGAGUGUUCUGUAGAUCCAUAGGUUAGGUUAGAAGAAGCUGUCUGAUCUGACUCCUGCUAUUCACAGGUGACAUUUCAACCCAUUUAUCCUAUAUUGAGCCCCAAGAAUUAACAUGUGUUUGAUGUAUGUGUUGACAAAAUGCAUUGGCUUGAUUUUGAGGCACUGGGACACAGACAAUCCCUUCCAUUGGUAGCCUGCUGCAAGGGCUUCGUGUUCUCGCUGUUUAAAUAUUGAAACCUGAUUUCUCCUUUGGAUCUGUUUGGCUUUGGCUUCCAGUUUCUAGUUCUGGAUAUGUCCAUCCCGCUGAUAAAGACAGCCUUAGAGCACAGUGGGGCUUUUUCCCCUGGACUGGUAUUUAAACACUGUAAUGUCACUUCUCAGUCCACUUUUUGACAAGCUAAAUGGAUGGAACUGCUUAAAUCUUCCAUUGUAAGGGAUUUCCUCCAGCCCAUGAAUUAUUCUUGUCUUUUCUUUCUGCAUCUUGUACAAUUUUUCAGUAUCUUGUAAAAAUGUUCCUUUCAGAAUUGAGUGUUCAAACCCCAGUGCCAUGGACAAGGUCCCCCUGCCCUUUGCCUUAAGUCUGCAGAGGAUUGCGUUCGUCCUUUUCUCGCAGCAUUAUACAGGAGCUCGCAUUAGCUUCUUGUCUGGUGUGGCCCCUGGAUCAUCCGACGUCUCAGCUUUCCGUGAUAGUAGUUCCCCCUUUCUACAGGUGUGGUCUGAGUUCUUGCUUCCUAGAUACUUAAUGUGAGGCUGUUUGAAGUCCAGUUUGUGUGAAUGGACCUGGCUUCCUGAUGGACCAGGUCACAACGCUUUCCCAGUUUUGUCGCCCACAAACUGUAUCAGUUGUUAUUUUUUACUUUGAGGUCCAAGUUGAAAAUGCUAUAUUGCAUCUGACCUACACUAACUUGAAAAGGAUCAUUCAGUGCAACUUUUUAUUAGCUUCUUUUUGAGACUUGCAGGCUAGGCAUUUCUUAAUCCUCUUAGUAUGUGAUUAUGUACAGUAAAUCUUUUUGACUUAUGGUGCUAGGUCAAUGCCUUACAAAAAUUUAAGUAUGUUGCACCUAUGCAGUCCCCUUUGUUAAACCAAAUGUAUAAUGAUGUCAUCUAAGAAUGAAAUUAAGGUUUGGGGUUUUUCUUUCCUUUUUUUCUACAAAACCUCUAUUUCAUAAAAUCUUUGGGUUAGAGGUUUUAUUUUUCAUUCACUAAUUCUUCAUCUCGACAGCUUUUCCAUAAUUUUGGCAUCGAGUCAUUUUAUUUGCCUUUUGGGAAUACUGUCAUGAAUGUCUUAAGGUAUUUCUCUAAUAUCCCAAGUUUAAUUAAAAUUGGAAUCAAUGGGCUAGAGAGCUUGUUAGUGAACUCUUUUAGGAUUCCUGUUUCUUUGCUGGCUUAAAAAUAUACAUCCCUAGUAGACUGUCUGUUCUCCUGCUUUGAUACUAAGGUACUGGAUAGAAGUUGCUAUUUUCGUCUGACUGCCACAUCCCGUUUCUUUCUGAAUAUGGAAUUGGAAGUAUGUGUUGACUGAUUUUCCUGUUCUGUGUCACUAGCAUUUUCACCAUUUGUGUCUAGUGAUCAGUACUAUGAGUAAGAUUACUUUGUUUAUUUUUUAUUUAAAGAAAGGACGAUCCAAAACCCCUUUCCUAUUACCAGUAGUUCUGCUAGCCACAAAGAUUUCCUUAACAGUUUUCUCUAUUUUAUAAUGUCUAAUUUAUGUCAGUUGCUGUUUGGCCUUCCCCUUUUCCACGUGUUAAGUUUCAGGGUUGGGUGUGUGUGUGUGGUGUUUUAAUUGUUUCUUGCUCACACUUUCUCACUGAACCCAGGAUGAGCUUUUACCAAAAGUUUUCCUCUUUCUUGAUUGUGGAAUUUGGGCUUUUUUGGCCACAUAGUAAGUUUUUGUUACAGAAGACUUUAAUUCACACUUUUCUGCCUUACUUCUUUUUUCUCAUGGACAACCUGCUUAAUAGUUUUGCUCACCUUGGAAAUUAGCACAGACUCAGCACAGGUUUAUUACUGCCCGUGGCUCUCCUCUGCGUGUCCAUAUUCUAUAUGGACAGCACAAAAUUGCCAGUUUCACUCAAGUUAUUAUCUUGUCUUGUAUCUAUCACCUUGAAGUGUGAAAAGUUGACUUGUUUUAGGUGCAGUGUCUUGUAUUAAGAAAGCUACAGUUUUAAAAGUUGGAAAGAUGUUUUGCCGACUGGUUAAAUUCCCUGGGGAAUGGCUCACAAGUUAAAAUUCCUUGCAGUGGUUUUUCAUUUUGUAUGUUAAAGGUGCUUGAAAUCACCUUUCCUCAUCCCGGGUUUGACGUGGUGUUUUCUAAUGGCUGCUAUCCUUCCCCUUCUUGGAAUCUACUGCCUAGCAUGGGGAUCCACAUGUAUUUUCAGGCUCUACAAUUCUUGUGUUACCAGUUAUUUCAAAGGUAUUACUGCUUGUGUUUGUGCAGUUUGCUGCUGCUCCUAUAGCUUUUACUGUUGCCCAGGAAGAAAUUGAUGUUUUUUCACUAAGGGACUUUCCCAUCGAGUUUCAGAAAUGCCACUUUGUUCCAGGCUUUUUUUUCUCAUAAUCAAUGAGAAUUUCUUAUUUCUCUGUUCACCCAGAGUGCUGUUGCUGGUGUAGAAGUAAUUGAAGAUACCUUGCUCUCAUUAUCUUUGACACUUAUUUGAGUUUGGAUUAGGUCUUCUGUUUGGAUUCCCAAGGCUGUUUAACAUAUUCAGAAUGCUUCAGGUGGUUUAAAAAGUAUAGUUGCUACCUGCGGGAUGCAAAGUGUUGUAUCUGUACAGAAUUCUUCCCUGUUGAGAUGAAGCCCCAGGUUCCACAGCCUGCAGCUUUUCAGCUUUGUGCACUCAAGGCAACAAUGGUUUAAUUAUUGAACUCCCACUCACAAGAGUGGAAGAUCCUCUAACGAGAUCCCAUGGUCCUUCCUUUUCAGCUCCCUGAAUUCUUUGACCCUGCAUUUUCUUUGUGAUGCCUGUCCAUUUCUUUCCGUAUGUCUGUACCCAAGGAGACUUGACAGCAACUUUGGAGUUUUGUAUUAGGUUGCAUCUUGUAUCUUUGCUGGAAGGUGGUAGCGCUUUUUCUUCUUGUCCUUUACCAAAUUGGUUGUCUGUUCUUAGCUGGAUUUUGCAAAUUGUUGUUGCUUUAAAAGGAAACAUCACGUAGGCUGGAAAUCAUUUAGAAAAGUCGCCCGCAAACAGAACUGAAUCUCAGCCGUGACUAAUGAUAGUAUUGCUGGUCUAUAAUUCAGUUAAAUCUUGAAGAAAGAUUUAAGACUUUGAUAAUUUAAAGCCUUAUGGUUAAUCAGCCAUGUCCCUUUUUAAGAGUUUUUUUUUGUUGGUUAUCACUGCCAUGAAAACUGCCAUUCUAUUUUACUCCUUUUUUUUGUUGUUGUUUUAAAUCCAUAGGGUCUUGUUAUAGCUUUGUUCAGUACAUUAAAGUCUUCUGCUAUAAGAACUCUUUUUUUCUCUUUUGUAAUGAAUUACAGGCCAUGAUCAAGUCACUGUAUUCAUCUUUCCAAACAGCUAAAAUUAAAUUCAGCUGGUUUAGGUGUCUCACAAUAAGGCUUGGCUGCAUCGUGUAGUCCUUACCUGUUGCCUUUCUUUUUCCCUUAUGAACGGCCAGGCCAGGCUGUGUAGUGCUCAGCUGGGAGUCUCGCUGCAUCAGGCCUAGACGGUUAUCUUGAGCCUCCAAACUUACAUUGCCAUAAAAGGGUAUGUAGUUCUUCUAAUGAGAUCUUUUUCUUUAAAUUAAACCAAAUAGCAUUAUGUUUCUCUUCUUAGCUGAGUGCAACCCCGAUCAAUUACACUGUGAUUUUAUCAAACCAGUGUUAGGUUAACUGGCUUACAGCAACCUGGAUGAUCCCAUUUACUUUUCAAAUACUUUUUUUAAAGUAUUUUCUGGUCUUCUGGAACACGUUCAGAGCUCCAAAGUUGUUUGGAAAAGAAAGCCCAUCGCUUCCAUCUGCUUGCCAGAUAAUUCUUUUAAAAUUAAUGAUUGUCAGUUUCUAGCUAUGCAACUCCUAGGAUGUUUUAUUGAAUGGGUGGAACUAAACUUCUUCCUAAAUCUCAUUGGCAAUAGGUAAUAUUUCAUUAUUUCACAGAUUUGUCUACAUCAUCCAACUUUCUUCCUAAUAUAGAAUAUAAUUAUGAGAUUCUGCCUGUCUUCUAUAUUUUUAUUGAUUAUUUUAUCAUCUUUAUAUCAACUAAAGGAUAUAUAUCAUGUUUAGGAUUUUCUUCUAAUACUUUGCAGGUAAUGUACCCAAAAGCUGCCGAAGUUUACUAGUGCAGUUUCAGAACAUAGAAUGAAAUUGCUCUGUACGCUUCCUUAACUACAAGAUAGGUACCUGUUCAAUCGUCAUUUCAGGUACAACAGAUUAAAUUUGUGUGCAUGGUUUCUUGUUUCUGUAUAGUAGAACACCAAAGUACUAGAGAGAUGUAGUAACUUGGUCCAACAAACAUUUCGAUUUCAUGUAGUGUCUGUGUAAUGAAUGGAAAAAAAAAACUGCAAGAAAAGAAAUCAUGACACCAAAGAACUAGAGUCUAUGCCUAGUUUUGCUCCUGAAUUAGGGUAUGUUGUUGGAACGUGGACACAGCUAUAAUUUGGGGCCUUUGGCAUCCUUUUUCAUUUAUAAAGCUGAUUAACCAUCCUGGGGGCAAGUGCUGCAGAUCAGUUGCUUGAUGUUUGUAAGAAUGAAGUGUGGGUACAUCUAGUCUUUCCUGAAGAGAAGGAAAUACAGAGCAGGCACCUCUGAACAGAGAAUGUUAAAGGGUGGGAAGAGCUGAAUUUGUACCUCUACAGUAAAAAGGGAACCAACAGGACUCUGAAGUUGUAAGCCUCCUGCUGGUGUACGUAUAAGGAUCCCUCCAAAAGCGCUGGCCUUUACCUUGUGGUCCUUGACAACAUUUUUAAGAGGUCUGUAAGGUAACUGAAAAGCUGGAGGCUUAAAUUUGGUAUGCAGAUGUUUACAUUUACAAGGGAAAAUACACAGGCAUCUGUAGAUCAAUAAAGGUUGAGAACCACUA